UCUCUUAAUAAAGAUUUGGCUAUUCGUUUAAUGGAAAAAAAUAUUUUUGAUGGAAAAGAUUCUUCAGACAAGAAGAAAGAAAGUGUUACAGUUGGGAGCAUAAAUGAAGACCAGUUAAAAACGUUGGAACAAGCUUUUCAAACAACUUGUUACCCCGGCGUUUGUAUGAGAACCGAAAUUGCUCAGAACAUUGGACUGUCACAAAGAGUAGUUGAAGUAUGGUUUCAAAAUAGAAGACAUAAGGAAAGAGAAAGACUUCCUAAAAUACAAUAUUGCUGA
Molecule: messenger RNA, 279 nt
Organism: Meloidogyne enterolobii
Lineage: Eukaryota; Metazoa; Nematoda; Chromadorea; Rhabditida; Meloidogynidae
Source: the annotation of a GenBank genome assembly